CUCUUAAAUAACUUUUGGUCAAUCUAAUCCUAAAAUCCCUCAUUUUUACCCGUGCAAAAAAUGACCUUGAGUAUGGUCCAAAAACUACCCUUAACCUGACCCCACCAUCCAGUGGACCCCACAUGCCAUCCAACGGCUAGGAUGCAGAAUCCACGUGGAUUCUGAGCAAGGUCCCACCUUUUCUCUCUCUACCCUCUACACUCAUCUGCUCGCAGUUGCUACUUACACUAGUUGGCUGGAAUUGGUGGUGUUUGUUUUUCUCUCUCUUCCUCAAAAUCUCUCUUUUCAACUCACCGUCGUUCUCAACGCAGAGUUCAUGUGAAAGUUACAAAAAAAACAGAGUAUUAGAAAGCCUGAAGAUCGGGGUGCACUUAAUUUUCGGUUGAAAUUAAUUUUUUUUUUUCUUAAAGUAACCCCACUUUGCUUCUGAUUCAGGGUGAAGAAUAUUUUGCUGGGUUUUUAGUGCUGAGCUGUUAUCUGAUAAGUUUUGGAACCCUUGAUGCUUAAUUUGGUCAUAUUUGUUUAAUGGGUUUUCUUAAUUUAUGAUAUAUAUGCUGUUUUUGUUGAUGGUGGUGCAUUUGAUUUAAAUGAAAUUUUGAGAAAUAAUGGUAAUUAUAGUGGGAGGGGAGUUGAUCAAAUUUGUGGGUUCGACGUCGAUUUUUGGGUAUAGUAUUGAUUGGAUAGGAUGAUUGAAGUUGGAAGUGGGGUUGAUGAAUGUGAUGCCGUUGCUGUGGUUGAAUUGGUAGGUGGCAAUAUAUUUAGUUUGAGGGAAAAUUCAAGAGGAGGGUUUUGGGGUAGUGUUCGAUUUAAAGAAAAUGCCGAACUAUUUGCGUAAUUUGGAAAAUUUUGUGCAUCUUGGUUGUUUGCUAGUUUGAUCAUGACUAGGGCUGUUCGUAAUCGGAUUCUCAAGGAUGCCAAUGGUGAUAUUAGUGAUCAUCUGCGUAACCAUAUACACUUGACUAACUGUAUUCAUUUGAAAAACCAUAUGCAUAAGCAUAGUCCCCUAUUGCAUGAUAAGUCCCUUAUGAGGGACCUUAUUGUGCUUCAGAGGUCUCGUUCUCUUAGGGAUCCUUCGGCUAGUCCCCCACCGUGGCAUUCUCCUGUCAUUGCUGAUCUGCUUUCUAGAGAUGGGGAAAGGCUUGAGAAUGGCAGAAGGUCAACUGGUGAGCAUUCAAGGGAUGGUAGAAGGUUGUCUCAAAGUUCCCCGCCUCUUGAGAGUCUUGAGGCUGGAAGGACUAAUUACCAGGCAGCAUUAGGCAGUGAGCACAGUAGCAAGAGUGGAGCUUGGGAUGUCAGAAGGGAGAGGGAGAAAGAAUCUAGCCGAAAGAGUGACUUGUCUGGAGGUAACCAGGGGACUCAACCUUAUGAGAAUGGGAAUGAAUUGUCUCAAGGGGUAUCAGGAAAUUCCGAUAGAAAAAGCAGAAAGAGUACUGCAACAGGGAAAUACAGUCAAGAGGGUAACCCUAAAACUCUCUCGCAGCAGUUGCAUGAGAUCACCAUGGAUAGUGAUGGUGUACUUUCUUCAAACAAGCAUCCUAAUGGGAGGCACUCGAAAACAGAAAAGCUUUUUGAAGAAGCAGAACCUAGUGUUCGUGGCGCAUGCAGUGGUUUCAAUAAAGUGAGGAGGCGCAAGUUCAGGAGAGUAAAAAGACCAGGUGCUAUGCCUCCGAGGGAUAACAGGCCUCAAAAUGAUAUAUCUGUGGCAUCAAAUUCAUCAGUAAAGGGCGUGGUGCAACAAAGGCAUCCCAUGGGAGAGGAAGAAGAGGAAGUAGGUGACCAUAAUGUUUCAAGGGGUCCACGAAAUGGGUGUGGAAUACCCUUUAAUUGGUCAAGGAUUCAUCAUAGAGGCAAGACAAUUCUUGAUAUAGCUGGCAGAAGUUUGUCAUGUGGUUUGUCUGACCCAAGGUUAAAAAGAGGAGGUCAAAUGUCCCAGGGAAGAGAUGCCUCCGACUUUCCUGCUGCAUCAGAUCAGUCAAGCUCUUGUAGUAAGUCUGAUGCUGAGGCACUGCCUUUACUGGUUGAUGGAUCUGAGAGCUCAGAUAAUGCUGCUUGGGCCCAUGAUUACUCUGGGGAGCUAGGCUUAUUUGCUGAUAGCCUUUUGAAACGUGAUAUAGAAUCUGACCUUGCUUCUGAAGCUAGAUCUGGUGACCAACGCAAGCUAAGAGGGGGACGCCAUGCUAGACAUCAGAAUUUGACUCAGAAAUACAUGCCAAGAACAUUUAGAGAUUUGGUUGGCCAGAACUUGGUUGCACAGGCUCUUUCUAAUGCCAUUGUUCGGAGGAAGGUUGGCUUGUUAUAUGUCUUCCAUGGGCCUCAUGGAACAGGGAAAACAUCAUCUGCAAGGAUAUUUGCCAGAGCUUUAAAUUGCCAGUCACCUGAACAUCCUAAACCCUGUGGCUAUUGUGGUUCUUGUGUUGCACAUGAUAUGGGUAAAAGUAGAACUAUAAAAGAAAUCAGUCCUGUAAGUAAUUUUGACUUUGAGAGUAUUAUGGAUUUGUUUGAGAAUAUGAUGUUGUCUCAGCAAGCUUCCCAGUACAGAGUUUUCAUAUUUGAUGACUGUGAUACACUUUCCCACGAUUGUUGGAGUGCAAUAUCGAAAGUCAUUGAUCGACCACCCAGGCGUGUAGUAUUUGUCCUCAUAUGUUCGAGUCUGGAUGUUUUACCCCAUAUAAUUAUAUCCAGAUGCCAGAAGUUUUUCUUUCCCAAGCUGAAAGAUGCAGACAUUAUAUAUGCUUUACAAUGGAUUGCUACUAAAGAAGGUUUAGACAUUGAUCGGGAUGCACUGAAGCUUAUAGCAUCCAGGUCAGAUGGUUCUUUGAGAGAUGCCGAAAUGACGCUUGAGCAAUUAAGUUUACUUGGUCAAAGAAUCUCAGUGACACUAGUGCAGGAGUUGGUUGGUCUGAUUUCUGAUGAGAAGUUGGUAGAUCUACUUGACUUUGCUCUGUCUGCAGACACAGUUAACACAGUCAAGAAUCUGAGGGAAAUUAUGGAAAGUGGUGCUGAGCCAUUGGCUUUGAUGUCCCAACUGGCUACUGUUAUUACUGAUGUGUUAGCUGGUACAUACAACUUCACAAAAGAAAGGCGUAGAAGAAAAUUCUUUCGGCGACAACCAUUAUCCAAAGAAGAUAUGGAAAAACUUCGCCAAGCAUUGAAGACUCUCUCGGAAGCUGAGAAGCAGCUGAGAAUGUCUAGUGACAAAUUGACCUGGCUAACAGCUGCAUUGCUUCAACUUGCUCCUGAUCAGCAGUAUAUGUUGCCCAGUUCCUCGGCAGAAGACACUAGUUUCAAUCACAGUCCAUUGCCCCAGAAUGAUGGGAGAGCUGUGACCAGGAAAGGUGGAAUGGAGCGUGCCAUAGUGUCCAAUAAUGGGAGGCGUUUUUCUACUGAAAGUGGAAUGGAGAAGCAUUAUGAAGGCAGCCCUAGUGGUACUCAUGAUGGUAGCAAGGUAUCUGGCAACAGAAGGCAAGGUGCUAGGAUUGCUUCUCACGAAACUUCUGCAUAUGAUGGUAUGGGAGUCUGUGAAAAGCGAGGCAAAGGUCACACAGAAAUUGAAGACAUCUGGUUGGAGGUGCUACAGAAUAUUCAAAUUAGCUGCGUAAAAGAGUUUAUGUAUCAAGAAGGGAAGCUGAUCUCUGUCAGUUACGGUGCAGCUCCAACUGUUCAAUUGUUGUUCAGUUCUCUUCAGACCAAAUCUAAGGCAGAAAAACUGAGGGCUUAUAUAUUGCAAGCAUUUGAAGCCGUGCUUGGCUCCCCUGUUACAAUUGAAAUAAGAUCAGAAUCAAGAAAAGAUGCAAGGCUAGGUGGUCAUACACCACUUGUCUUGCCCACAUCUGAGGACAGAUAUGGUGGUUCUAGCAGAAUGAUUGCAAAGAACAAGGGUAAUUCUGGAACCAGUGAAAUUGUUGAACUAGCAGGUUCUCCAAGGGAACAAAAUUUUAGUGACCAUGUUGAUAUUCAUGGAAAAUCAGAUAAGAGAGAUUUGCGAGGAGCUCGGGCUGGUGAAACAGUCCCAUCAUUCAAACAUCCUGACUCAUCUGCUGUAUCUGAAAGAGGAAGAUUUGGGGAGGAAAAUCAGUGUAGAAGCCUGGUGAGGGGCAAAGUUUCCCUUGCGCAUGUGAUUCAGCAAGCAGAAGGAUCCUCCCAACGCAGUGCAUGGACAAAACGCAAGGCUGUAUCAAUUGCUGAAAAACUUGAGCAAGAGAACCUGAGGUUGGAACCUAAAUCAAGAAACUUGUUAUGUUGGAAACCAUCGCGAACAACACGACGGAAGUUAUCAAGGUUAAAGAUUCGGGCACGAAGACCCCAUUCAUUGCUGAAGCUUGUAUCUUGCGGAAAGUGUCUCUCUUCCAGGUCGCCGAGGUAAAUGACUGUAACGGCUAUUGAGGCUUCCCUGUGCAUCUGUAAUUAUCUUUUUAAAAUUCGUCUGUCAUCUAGCUGCUUAUAAUUUCAAUUUUACCACUUUAGAUAGGCUAUUAAUAAAUCUUCUUCGAAAAUGUUAGGAAAUUUGUAGCUAGGUAGGGUACUAGGCAAUAGAAGUAGAAGAUAUUCUGUAGCUCAGUUAUCGUUAAUUUUCCCCCUUUCUGUAAUGCAGCUGUUGUAUGUUAGUAACAUUCAUUCAUGGCAAUGGAAAUCAUCAAAUGCCCGAGUUAUAGUUCAA
Messenger RNA from Chenopodium quinoa (quinoa), 4657 nucleotides. RefSeq names its product protein STICHEL-like 4. Gene Ontology annotation, molecular function: ATP binding; DNA-directed DNA polymerase activity; ATP hydrolysis activity. The record is from RefSeq and is a predicted model, not a curated record. The transcript has 7 exons. Gene Ontology annotation, biological process: DNA repair; DNA-templated DNA replication. Lineage: Eukaryota; Viridiplantae; Streptophyta; Magnoliopsida; Caryophyllales; Amaranthaceae. Gene Ontology annotation, cellular component: DNA replication factor C complex; DNA polymerase III complex; nucleus. The coding region runs from base 878 to 4363 and encodes 1161 amino acids.